AUGGCUUUCAACAUUCGUACGGGCUCUGCCCACACCGUGCGCAGCCCGGCAGCGAUUUCUCCUAGUUCACAGAAGCCAGACUCGACCUCGAUCAAGGGCUUUAGAAUAAGCACGCAGAAAUUGCCGAUUCUGAAAGCCGAGCCUAUCGAAGAGAUGUCAAAUUCUCUCGGUAUUGCGCCACCGGAAAUGAUUUUUGGGGAUAACUUUGUCAAGAUUGAGCACGAAAAAACGGGCUGGGAGAUUACCUUCAAUGCAUUUGAUGCAUUGGAUCGUGUCGACAAGACUGGAGAAUCGAUGCUCAAGGUAGCAUAUUCGAGAGAAUGGCAGAAAAGCAGAGAAAUAACACACGAAGGCAUCAAUGAAGUUGUCAAACCAUUUGACUGGUCGUACACUACAGACUAUAAGGGCACUGUCCGUCCCAAUAGUCGACAAUUUGAAGAGACAAACAAGCAAAUCCCGAUCGACUUAUUGAAGCGCCCAGAUCCAAUACUAUUCUUUGAUGAAGUGAUCCUGUAUGAGGAUGAACUGGCUGAUAACGGGAUUACCAUGCUAUCAUGCAAGAUCCGUGUUAUGCCAGACAGACUUCUUCUACUACUGAGAUUUUUCAUGAGGCUUGACAAUGUUCUAUUCCGACUCCGUGAUACAAGGGUAUACGUCGACUUCGGAAAUAUGGAAGUGAUUAGAGAAUAUCAAUCCAAGGAAUGUGAAUAUGAGAAAGUCAGACAGACCCUGGCAACAACACGAGAUGAUGUCCCGGCCGCUUUGAGAGAUGCAAACAAACUUUCCGAUAAACUUCCUCUUGUUGAAAGACAUUUAGAGCGAGUGUCAUUAAGGGAGUAA
This is a messenger RNA of Aspergillus ruber CBS 135680, 840 nucleotides long. Its product is annotated as TIP41 family protein. The coding region runs from base 1 to 840 and encodes 279 amino acids. Gene Ontology annotation, cellular component: cytosol. Lineage: Eukaryota; Fungi; Ascomycota; Eurotiomycetes; Eurotiales; Aspergillaceae. The transcript has 3 exons. Gene Ontology annotation, biological process: TOR signaling. The record is from RefSeq and is a predicted model, not a curated record.